AUGGAUAGAAACAACAUGCAGUCUCUCUAUUAUUCCUGCUGGAGGCUGGCGACUGAUUCCAAUGCGCUUCAAGCUCUGAUUGCAGAAGUUGAAACUAAUCGCUCAAAUACGGCAAUUUCAGAACUCGAGAGAAAAUUCCGCUCUUUAACUCAUUUAGACGUUGGCUUUACCCCUGGAAAUUACUAUACACCACGAUGUAUAGUCUAUACAGAAUUGAUAGAAACCCCAGAACUCUCAAUGGGUCUGUUUGGCAUGAGUACCGGAUGUAAUUUUCCCAUUCAUGACCAUCCUUCAAUGCUUGCAGCUACGUUUGUGCUUUCUGGUAGACUGCAGUAUCGGAAUUAUGACAUUUUAUCAAGAGAACGAGGAGGUGUUAUUAAUUUAUCUCUAUGUAUGGAAGGAGAAGCUAGAGGAGGUGAACUUUUAUUUCUAACUCCGAAGCGUGGAAAUCUGCAUCAGAUUCAAGCUCUUGAGAAUUCAGUUUUUUUAGACGUAUUCAUACCUAGCUAUAAUGACAUUGACAGGCCUUGCACAUAUUACCAAGAAAUAGCGCCAAACAAAGUUGCCAGCUUUGUCCCUCAGCUGCCUUUUAAAUCCUUGCCAUAUGUGGGAAGACCGUUAUAUUAG
This is a messenger RNA of Blepharisma stoltei, 627 nucleotides long. The record is from the annotation of a GenBank genome assembly. Lineage: Eukaryota; Ciliophora; Heterotrichea; Heterotrichida; Blepharismidae.